Limanda limanda (common dab) is the source of this 3768-nucleotide messenger RNA. RefSeq names its product protein unc-13 homolog B-like. Gene Ontology annotation, biological process: synaptic transmission, glutamatergic; synaptic vesicle maturation; dense core granule priming. The record is from RefSeq and is a predicted model, not a curated record. The coding region runs from base 1 to 3768 and encodes 1255 amino acids. Lineage: Eukaryota; Metazoa; Chordata; Actinopteri; Pleuronectiformes; Pleuronectidae. Gene Ontology annotation, cellular component: neuromuscular junction; terminal bouton; presynaptic active zone cytoplasmic component. The transcript has 33 exons. Gene Ontology annotation, molecular function: calcium ion binding; diacylglycerol binding; phospholipid binding.
AUGGACGAACGCAGGCUGAAGUGCCUGAGGGGCUUCCAGCAGAUUCUGCGGGAGAAGAGAGAGACCAGACGCAACCUCACCAGUAUGACCAUGUCCAGCUUCUCUCAGGAAUACUUUGAACCAGAUGGAAGCCAAGAUGGAGAUCAGAGCCGAUAUCAAGAUGGUGACCCCAGCAAGCACCCGUGGGCCAAGCCAGGGGGCAACACCCCCUUUGGCAUUGACAGCAUGCCCGACCUUCGUAAGAGGAGACCCAUUCCCCUCGUUAGUGAACUGGCGAUGUCUAUGAUCCAGUCCAGGAAAGCUGGACUCGCCCACACACUGGCCACACGGACGUCCCUGAAAGAUGAAGAGCUUAAAACCCACGUGUACAAGAAGACGCUGCAGGCUCUGAUCUACCCCAUCUCCUGCACCACGCCCCACAACUUCGAGGUCUGGACGGCCACCACGCCCACGUACUGCUACGAGUGCGAGGGUCUGCUCUGGGGAAUCGCCCGCCAGGGAAUGCGCUGCGCCGAGUGCGGAGUGAAAGUGCACGAGAAGUGCCAGGAGCUGCUGAACGCCGACUGUCUGCAGAGAGCGGCCGAGAAGAGCUCCAAGACGGGAGCGGAGGACCGGACUCAGCACAUCAUCAUGGCCAUGAAGGACCGGAUGAAGAUCCGCGAGAGGAACAAGCCGGAGAUCUUCGAGGAGAUCCGGAGCGUGUUCGACAUCUCCAAGAUGAUCCACGCGCAGUACAUGAAGGGCAUCAAGCAGAGCGUCCUGGACGGCACCUCCAAGUGGUCGGCCAAGAUCACCAUCAACAUCGUCAGUGCACAGGGUCUCCAGGCCAAGGACCGGACGGGCUCCAGUGACCCGUACGUCACCAUCCAAGUCGGCAAAACCAAGAAGAGAACGAAGACCAUCUACGGGAACCUGAACCCGGUCUGGGAGGAGAAGUUCAGCUUCGAGUGCCACAACUCGUCGGACCGGAUCAAGCUGCGAGUCUGGGACGAGGACGACGACAUCAAGUCUCGGGUGAAGCAGCGACUGAAGAGGGAGUCGGACGACUUCCUGGGUCAGAGCAUCAUCGAGGUCCGGACGCUGAGCGGAGAGAUGGACGUCUGGUACAACCUGGAGAAGAGAACAGACAAGUCGGCUGUGUCUGGAGCGAUUCGUCUUCAUAUCAGUGUGGAGAUCGAGGGAGAGGAGAAGGUGGCACCGUACCACGUACAGUACACGUGCCUUCAUGAGAACAUGUUCCACUUCUCCACGGACGUGGAAGGCGGUGGCGUGGUGAAGAUCCCGGGCGCUCAGGGCGACGACGCCUGGAAGGUUUACUUUGGCGAAGUGCAACAGGAUCUCGUGGACGAGUUCGCCAUGCGCUACGGCAUCGAGUCGAUAUACCAGGCGAUGACCCACUUCUCCUGCCUGUCCUCUAAGUACAUGCUGUCGGGGGUUCCAGCCGUGAUGAGCACCCUGCUGGCCAACAUCAACGCCUUCUACGCCCACCCCACCGCCUCCACCAACGUCUCCGCUCCGGCCCGAUUCGCAGCCUCCAACUUCGGGAGAGAUCGAUUUGUGAAGCUCCUGGAUCAGCUGCACAACUCGCUGCGUAUCGACCUCUCCAUGUACAGAAAUAACUUCCCAGCCAGCAGCAAGCCCCGCCUCCACGACCUCAAGUCCACAGUGGAUCUUCUCACCAGCAUCACGUUCUUCAGAAUGAAGGUGCUGGAGCUGCAGAGUCCCCCCCGAGCGGCCAACGUGGUGCGGGACUGCGUGAAGGCCUGUCUGAACUCCACCUACGAGUACAUCUUCAACAACUGUCUGGAGCUCUUCAACCGUCAGUUCCAGUCCGAGGAGAAUCCGCCGGAGGAGCAGGGCCCAAGUAUUCAGAAUCUGGAUUUCUGGCCCAAGCUCAUCACGCUCAUCGUCUCCAUCAUCGAGGAAGACAAGAACUCGUACACGCCCAUCAUCAACCAGUUUCCUCAGGAACUCAACGUUGGCAGAGUCAGCGCUGAGGUCAUGUGGAGUCUGUUCGCUCAGGACAUGAAAUACGCCCUGGAGGAACACGAGAAACAUCGUCUCUGUAAGACGGCCGACUACAUGAACCUGCACUUCAAGGUCAAGUGGUUGUACAACGAGUACGUCCAGGACCUGCCGGCCGCCACAGACGCUGCGCCAGAGUACCCAGCGUGGUUCCUGCAGUUCGUCCUGGCCUGGCUGGCGGAGAACGAGGAGGUGUCCAUGGAGUUCAUGCACGCAGCGCUGGAGCGAGACAAGAGAGAGGGGUUCCAGCAGACGUCCGAACACGCUCUGUUCUCCAGCUCCGUGGUCGACAUCUUCACGCAGCUCAACCAGAGCUUUGAGAUCAUCAGGAAGCUGGACUGUCCCGACCCGACCGUGGUGGCUCACUACAACCGCCGCUUCGCCAAGACGAUCACCAAAGUGCUGCUGCAGUACAGCGCCCUGCUGGCCAAGAGCUUCCCCUCCUACUGUGAGAAGGAGAAGAUCCCGUGCGUGCUGAUGAACAACAUCCAGCAGAUGAGAGUCCUCCUGGAGAAGAUGUUCGAGUCUAUGGGAGCGAAGCAGAUGGAUACAGAGGCAGCUAACAUCCUCAAUGAGCUGCAGGUGAAGCUGAGCACCGUCCUGGACAACUUCAGCAUCGUGUUUGCCAAGAGUUUCCAGACUCGUAUCACCGGCUGCAUGCGUCAGAUGGCGGAGAUCCUCUACCAGAUCAAGGGGCCUCCCAAGCACGACACCGCGGAGGCAGAUGCCGACGCCAUGCUGAGGCCCCUCAUGGAGUUCCUGGAUGGGAACCUCAGUAUCUUUGCUGACAUCUGUGAGAAGACGGUGCUGAAGAGGAUCUUGAAGGACCUGUGGAAGAUCGUCCUGAGCAGCCUGGAGAAGUCCAUCGUGCUGCCGCAGAGCAACGACAGCCUGGGAGCUCAACUCCUCACGGCAGCUAAAGGACUCUCAAAUCUCAAGGGAGGAAGUGAAGCUAAAACCCUGACGCCCAAACAGUGCAUCAUCAUCGACGCAGGGUUGGAGAGCAUCAAGCAAUACUUCCACGCUGGAGGAAACGGGCUGAAGAAGGCGUUUGUGGAGAAAAGUCCUGAACUGGCGUCGCUGCGUUACGCCCUCUCCCUUUACUCCCAGAGCACCGACGCUCUCAUCAAGACCUUUGUCACCACGCAACACUCGCAGGUGCACGAUGGGAUGGGCAUCAGAGUCACCGGCAAUGAAAAGAUUCGACCUGAUCGGGGCUCCGGGGUCCAGAGGCCGAUCGGAGAAGCCGUCCUGCAGAUCGAUAUGAUGCUCGGGAAAGAACGUAAGGUCAACGUCAGAGUCAUCGCAGUGAACGACAUGAAGUGGCAGACGUCCGGGAUGUUCCGGCCUUUCGUCGACGUCUCCGUGGUCGGCCCCUUCCUCGCCGACAAGAAGCGCAAGCUCACCACGAAAUCCAAGAACAACAGCUGGACGGCGAAGUUCAACGAGGCCUUCCAGUUCAUCCUGGGUAAGGAAUCUCCAGACUGCUACGAGCUCCAGGUGACGGUGAAGGAUUACUGCUUCGGCCGGGCGGACCGGGUGGUCGGCAUGGCCGUGGUGCAGCUGCGUGACGUCGCCAACCGCAAGAGCUGCGUGUGCUGGUGUCCCCUGGGGCCGCGCAUCCAGACGGACGAGACGGGCAUGACGGUGAUGCGCAUCCUGUCCCAGCGGCCGGCCGAUGAGGUGGCCAAGGAGUUUGUCAAGCUGAAAUCUGAGAUCCGUCCUGUGGAGGAGGGAAGAUGA